UUUGCACAACUGCAUCCACACGUUUGAUCUGGAGUGUUCUGAAGUUCAGGAUGGACACUUCCAGCUCUGUCAUCAGUGAGAUGUCUGAAACUCAAGAGAGGCCCAAAUGGGACAAUAAGGUCCAGUAUAUGCUGACAUGUAUUGGAUUUGCAGUGGGAUUAGGGAACGUGUGGAGAUUCCCGUACCUGUGCCAGAUUUACGGAGGAGGUGCAUUCUUGAUCCCGUACCUGAUCGCACUGGUGUUUGAAGGUUUGCCGUUACUGUAUCUGGAGUUGGCGAUUGGUCAAAGCUUGAGGAAGGGCAGCAUUGGUGUCUGGCACUCGAUCUCUCCUCUGCUGGGUGGAGUUGGUGUGGCGUCUAUGAUCGUCUCAUUUCUGGUGUGUUUGUUCUACAACACUAUUCUGGCGUGGGUGCUGUGGUAUUUCUUUCACUCAUUUCAAGAACCUCUGCCAUGGAGUCAAUGUCCUGUAAAGGACAAUCUCACAGGUUAUGUAGAGGAAUGUGUUGCGAGCACUCCCGUGAAUUAUUUCUGGUACAGACAGACGCUGAACAUCUCUACAGACAUUGAGCAGAGCGGAUCACUGCAAUGGUGGCUGGUCUUGUGUUUGGCCUCGGCGUGGAGUAUUGUUUACAUCUGCUUCAUUCGGGGUAUCGAGACGAUCGGCAAGGCUGUGUAUGUUACUGCAACAUUUCCGUACUUGGUGUUGACGAUCUUUCUGGUGAGAGCCCUCACUCUCCCCGGCGCCACAGACGGUCUCCGGUACCUCUUCACACCAGACUGGACAAUACUGAUGGACCCUCAGGUGUGGUUAGAUGCAGCCACACAGAUCUUCUUCUCUUUGUCUCUGGCAUUUGGAGGACUCAUUGCCUUCUCCAGUUACAAUCCUAAAAAGAAUGAUUGUGAACGUGACGCUGUAGUCGUGGGAUGCAUUAACAGCGCAACAUCUCUCUAUGCUUCUAUUCCAAUAUUUGCCAUCUUGGGCUUCAAAGCCACAUCUAACUACAACAUUUGCAUCAACAGUAACAUCUUGGAUCUGAUCAACACUUUUGAUGUCGCUGACACAAACAUCACAGCUGAGAACUACAACAGCUGGCUGGAGUUUCUAAAUGCAUCCGAUCCAGAUAAACUCUCCAGUCUGAACCUCAAACACUGCAGCCUCCAAAGCUUUCUGGACCAGAGUGCUUCAGGAACGGGUCUGGCAUUCAUCGUGUUCACCGAAGCCGUGAUCGAGAUGCCGGGCUCUCAGGUGUGGGCAGUGCUGUUCUUCGUCAUGCUCUUCAGUCUCGGCCUCUCCUCCAUGUUUGGGAGUCUUGAGGGUGUCCUGACGCCUCUGCUCGACCUGCACAUGGUUCCAAAAUGGAUGCCAAAAGAACUCUUCACAGCUCUCAUCUGUGUGGUGUGCUUUGUGGUGGCCCUGAUCUUCACAUUGGGUUCUGGGAACUACUGGCUGGAGAUCUUCAACAGUUAUGUGGGCUCUGUUCCGCUCCUCAUCAUAGCCUUUUUCGAGAUUGUUGGUGUCGUCGUGUUCUACGGCAUGAAGCAGUUCAGUGAUGAUCUCGAGUACAUGACGGGACACAGACCGAACAUCUUCUGGCGCGUGUGCUGGAUGGGGAUCAGUCCUCUCAUGUUAAUUGUCGUUCUGGUGGCUUACAUCGUCAUGCAGGUGCAGAAACAUCCCACAUACCCGGCCUGGAACCCAGAAUAUGAAAACUUCCCAGAGACCGAAGAGAAGCCGUAUUCUGAUUGGGUGUUUGCAAUCUGUGUGCUGUUGAGUUCUGUUCCCGUCGUCUCCAUCCCCAUCAUGGCCACUUACAGACUGAUCAGACGGCAAACAAGAUCACCAACCGGCAGCAACCACCCAAACCCCUACGACAACCAGGCUUUCACACUCGACAGCGAGAUCAAGUCCUCGCUCAAAGUGGUCUAGAAGAGACUCUGGAGUUUCAGGUAUUUAGUGAGCUCCUGUGAUAUUAUACAGAUGGAUUUGCACUGAAGUGUGUGUCGACUUUCACGGUUGGUUGAAGGAGAGACUUUUUCUCUGGAGAAGUCUACAAACACUUGAAACUCCAUGUCAGGAUUAUAAGGAUGUUCCCGCAGGCCUGUAAGGUCCAAACUCAACCAGUUCAUUUAAUAUGACUUAACUGCAUUGUUCAGUUUCUAUUUAAACUCCUGAGACCCAAGCGUGACUGCUGUGUGCAUUUUCCGUUGCCCUUUUUGAUUUGUAAAAUGUGUGCUGACUGUCUGCACUGGCCUCAGGACAGUUUGAAAUGCACAUUAUUUACCAACUCCAUGUAACGGCCUUUAAAAGCAACAUGCUUUUGGAUGCAUCCAUUAAUUCUCAAUGCACAGUGAAUAUUGGAUCUUUUAAGAUAAAUGAGCCUAUAAUCCACACGCGUGGUCACUGUGUUUAACAGCGUGCCGUUUCACAGUAAAUCAAUGACAUUUUUAAAAUGGCUCAUCGGAUGAAAGUAGAGACUCUAAUCUUUUGACUCAAACAGGUUUCAGUGUAAAAACUUAAUGAGGUUUCUUAUCAGAUGUAGUUUUGUUGCCAUUUCUCCCAAAGACAAACUCUUCUCAGAUCGGCUCAUGGUGUUCUGUCACGUAACGCAGCGCAUCGAAAUGUAACCCUUUAAUGGCAGCCAAGAGUCUCCUGAACUGAGAUCAGUCGGUUUAAAUUAAAUUAAAUGAUGCAUAGCCUAUAGCAAAGCCAAACCAUAAUGUCCAUGCAUGUGGACGUGGGGUCUCAGGAGGUUAAAUGGUUUUAAUUGCAGUUGGAAAAAAAAAACUAAAAUGGCUCACUAUCACGGUGACCAAGCAAUUUUGUCCUUCAACCUUAACGAGUUGUUACUGUAAAAACAAUCCUAUUUCCUAAAAGUGUUUUGCAUAAUUUGCAACACAUUCAGCAGGAGACAAGAGUUCAAGUGUUGUGAGCAAAAUAUGUCGCUUUUGUAAUCUUUGUUUUUCAGUCUUGAGAUUAAAUCUCGUUUCAUUGUCUUUUAUUUGCUUGCAAUUGUGGUUUUAAUUAAAAAAGUGAAUUUUAGUUGACUAAUUAAUCUUUCUAGCUAAUUUGCUAGAAAGUGUAGCAAGAAAUACUUGUGUAUUAAUAUAUAUAUAUUUUUUUUUACAUUUAUCCUAAUUUUUCCCCAAUUUGGAACGCCUAAUUCCCACUACUUAGCAGGUCCUCGUGGUGGCGCUGUUACUCGCCUCAAUCCGGGUGGCGGAGGACGAGUCUCAGUUGCCUCCGCUUCUGAGACCGUCAAUCCGCGCAUCUGAUCACGUGACUCAUUGUGCAUGACACCGUGGAGACUCACAGCAUGUGGAGGCUCAUGCUACUCUCCACGAUCCACACACAACUCACCACAUGCCCCAUUGAGAGAACCACUAAUCACCACCACGAGGCGGUUACCCCAUGUGACUCUACACUCCCUAGCAACCGGGCCAAUUUGGUUGCUAAGGAGACCUGGCUGGAGUCACUCAGCACGCCCUGGAUUCAACCUCACGACUCCAGGUGUGAUAGUCAGCGUCAAUACUGAAUCUCGCUGAGAUACACAGACUCUUGUGCAUUAAUAUUAAUAUUUUACUCUUUUGUGUUUAAACUGAAAAGAAAAAAAGGUGACUGUAUGACAGACCUUAGAUGAUCUAACACCAGUAUUACAGCUGUUAUUUCCUAGUCAAGCAUUAUACAUCAGUUAUUUUGUUGGCAUCUAAAUUUCCAUGAACUUUCUCAACUUCAAAAGUAACCGAAACUAACACAGAGACAAACUGAUGUGAAGCGUGUCCUGCAUAACUAAUGACGCUCACUCAGUUAGAUAGUAACCACUAUAAUGUUUUAAAACAGAAUAUUGAACGUUUGCUGUAUUCUUGUCUGUAAAAGACGUCAAUGAAAUA
This is a messenger RNA of Xyrauchen texanus (razorback sucker), 3889 nucleotides long. Its product is annotated as sodium-dependent neutral amino acid transporter B(0)AT3-like. Gene Ontology annotation, biological process: sodium ion transmembrane transport. Gene Ontology annotation, cellular component: plasma membrane. The coding region runs from base 51 to 1928 and encodes 625 amino acids. The record is from RefSeq and is a predicted model, not a curated record. Lineage: Eukaryota; Metazoa; Chordata; Actinopteri; Cypriniformes; Catostomidae. The transcript has 12 exons.